UUUUUCGUUUUCUCGUCUUGAUCUCUCCCCAUAACAAACAUCUCUCAGUCUCGAAACUAUGACAGCAAAAAUAGGUUUUCUACUAAUUUUAGCUGUUAUUUCUACAGUUUCUGCUCUCCGAUGCUUUGAAGGAACCGUCGCAUUGGAUAGCAAUGAUCAGACUUCAAAAAAGGAGUGCGGAGGAAUGUCGAAUUAUUGUAUUCAACGUAUCGAUAAGAAAACUAAAGAAAUGAGACGUGAAUGCAGUUCGUGGAGCGAUGAGCACAGUAUGGAGGAGAAAUGUCCGAUGACCGGAUGCCAUUUCCAAACCAAAGAUUCCACUUUUUGUUGCUGCCAGUUUGAUGAGUGUAACGAGUGGAAGGGAGACGGAACCGAGUUCAAAGCCGGAGAAACUAGCUCAAAAUCGAAAGCUGUUCCAAGUGCUCCAAAACUCGGUGACGUCAUCAUGCCAACUGCAGCAACCCGUAAGAAUAAAAGUGAAGACAUCGUUCAAAUUCCAACUACUGUCGCUCCAACCAGGAAGAGCAGUUUUGUCGAGCUUCCUUGAUUUCUUAAUAAAAAAUUUAUUAUUUUUCUAAUGGUUUAAAAUUUUCCCUAACUGAUUAGUUCAUUUUGCAUGAAAUAAAUGUUCAAAAUAAAAAAAAA
Caenorhabditis elegans is the source of this 645-nucleotide messenger RNA. RefSeq names its product Activin_recp domain-containing protein (gene Y4C6B.7). The transcript is spliced from 6 exons. NCBI's taxonomy places the organism in Eukaryota, Metazoa, Nematoda, Chromadorea, Rhabditida, Rhabditidae. The coding region runs from base 59 to 547 and encodes 162 amino acids. The record is from RefSeq and is marked reviewed.